Molecule: messenger RNA, 531 nt
Organism: Paraglomus occultum
Lineage: Eukaryota; Fungi; Glomeromycota; Glomeromycetes; Paraglomerales; Paraglomeraceae
Source: the annotation of a GenBank genome assembly
AUGAUUGCCCGUUGGAAGAGAUUUUUGGGAAUCAUGGAAAAGACAAGAGAGGCUUUUGAAACUGAUGAGAUUCCGUUCCAUCGUAUCCGUUACUUUAAAUCAAUGGCGACGAACGAAAUAAUAUGGGACCGAAAAAAGCGUAUCGAUCUAAUAACACGAUCUUAUAAGGGACCGCUUUCCGCAGAAUCAGCUCCAUCACCUUCUCCAACGUUGUCAGAAACAACCGCGGAAGAACCGUCAUCUCAGGAGACAUCACCGCCUACGACGCGACGGAAAACACCAUAUCCCGAACCUGCUGCACAACCCGUUUUCUCCACAAGAUCAAAGAAAGAGUAUAUCAAGCGCAGACGAGCAAAAACUCAGAAAAAGAUGAUCGAAGCUGCCAGGCUCGAGCUGGCAGAAGAGGAAAGAGUUAAGCGUGAGCACGACAUGAUGUUGGAGGAUAAAUUACGGGAAGUGCAAGAAAGGAUUGAAAAAUUCAAUAGCAUGAAAGCUUUCUUGGAGAAUACGCAAAGUGUUAGCACUAAUUAA